AUGUCCGAGAAUUACUCCAGGUCAUUGUUGAGGGUCUCUGUGGCGCAGAUCUGUCAGGCGCUGGGCUGGGACUCGGUGCAGCUCAGCGCCUGCGAGCUCCUCACGGACGUGCUGGAGCGCUAUCUGCAGCAGCUGGCCCGCGGCUGCCAUAGGGCCUCUGAGCUCCAUGGUCGAACGUGCCCAACUUUGGAUGACCUUGCUGAAGCUUUCCAACUUAUGGGGGUUAGUCUGCACGAACUAGAAGACUAUGUUCACAAUAUUGAACCUGUUGCUUUCCCACAUCGAAUCCCUUCGUUUCCCGUUAGGAAGAACAAUGUACUUCAGUUUCCUCGACCUGGAAGUACAGAUGCCGACGAAAGAAAAGAACACAUCCCAGAUUACAUGCCACCCAUGGUGUCUUCUGGGAAAGAGAAAGGAGAGGAGCAGGUGCCCACGGGUGGGGGCGCCUCAGCAGGAGCCAGGCAGGUUCCCUUGGAAGAGGAUGAUGAACUAGAGGAGGAGGAAAUUCUGAACCAUGAGAAUUUCCUGGGUAAGAGACCGCUGGACAGCCCUGAAGCUGAAGAAAUGCCUGCCACGAAGCGCCCUCGGCUGCUGAGCAGGAAAAGGCACAGCCUAGAUGUCCUGGUGUUGGAAGCUCUAGAACCCCUCAGCUCAAUAAACACGAAAAGGGUCCCACCCAGGCUCCCUCCAGAGCAUGUGCAGGACAGCACAGACCUCACCCCUGUGUCUCCAGAGUCGCCCAUGUUGAUUGCAAUUGUAAAAUCACAACUGCCGACUGCAAAACCAUUGGAAACCAAGUCCUUUACACGUAAAACAAAGACUAAAAUUACUUCUCUAGGACAGAAGGCUGAGUCACCAGCAAUGGUCGGAAGUCCUAUUUGGCCACCAAAAAUGAUGUCCAAACAGAAGAAAUUACCGGGAUAUUGUAAGAGCCCCAAGGUUCUGACUCACAUUGCUCAGGUACACGUCAGACCAGAAACACCAACCAGGACUCCUUCAGCUGCAGUAAGUGAAAACGUCAGUAAAGAGGCUGUCCAGGUAAAGCAGACAAGAAUGGCUCCUGAUGCCAGGAAGCUGAGCAGUGAGAAUCAGCUGAAAGAGGCUGUGAUGACAGAUAAAACGAUCGGUGACUCUAUCCAUGCUGUGAUUGCACAUGCUUGUGCUGAAGGACAGCCAGAUCCUUUUGAACUCUCCUCUGAAUCAGAAUCCGAAGGAAACAUUUUUACCAGCCUCCAAAGAAUUUUCGGUUUGGAGUGCACCUCUCCAAAAGCCUCCACUUCCUCAAACAAUUUCAGGAAGUUAGGAUCCACUCCCCCGCCUCUUUCGGGUGGAACUUCCAGGUCCAAUAACUCCUGGACAAUGGACCCCUCCACUGCUGAGGUUGUGCGGAAAACAAAGCUGGGGAUGCCUUCAAAUACGCCUCCCAACUUUCCUUACAUCUCUUCUCCUUCCGUGUCCCCUGCCACUCCUGAGCCUCUCCACAAGGUGUAUGAAAAGAAAGGCAAGCUGCCCUCCUUAAUGGAGGUGAAGAAGAAAUUGAAAGAGUUGCUGAAGACUAAAAUGGAAAACAAAGAAAAGCAGAGAGACGGGGCCAGAGGAAAAGACAAAGAGAAGGAAAGUGAAGUGAAAGAGAAAGCAAAGGAAGGCGGCAAGGAAACCAAGUAUCCGUGGAAGGAAUUUCUGAAAGAUGAGGACUCAGCGCCCUCCAACUUUAAAACAACAGAAUUUGAAGAUGUUGAUGCACAAGUGAGAGUGAAAGAUGCAAUUGUGAGGAAGGAGAAAGAGGAGCAUAAAGAUAAGAAAAAAGAUAGAGAAAGGGGUAAAGAAGAUAAGGAGGAAAGAGAACAGGAGAAAGUUCAAGACAGAGGAGGAGAAGUUAAGGUGAAAGCAACACCAGCCCCUCUGGUUCUGCCCCAGAAAGAGAUGGCCGUGUUCAGCCCCGCUGCCACAGCCGGGGUCCCCGCCCUGCUGCCCUGGUCGGCACCAACGCUGCUGGGAAAACUCUCUGAGGAAAAAGAGAAACCUAAGGAGAAAGAAAGGAGAAAGGAGAGGCAGGAGAAGGAAGAGAAGAAGAGGGAGAAAGAAAACAGAGGAAGAGACAAGACAAGACAAGACAAGGAGAAACACAAGCAUGAAGAAAUAAAAGUGGAGCCAGUCAUGCCAGCCCGGACUCCAGUUAUCCCCAGAGUCACCUACCAAGACAUUGCUGGCCAAAACAAGAUUGUCAUCAGUGAAGUGGUUCCCACCCUGGAGGCUAAGCCGGCUGCCUCCCUGAACCGGCCCAGGACACUGCCCCUGGCAACCGUGGCCCCAGCCUGUGGCCCCUUGCACGUGGGCCCCGCACCUCCACUGCCACUCCUAGUGCCCACUGCCUGCCCAGCACUUCUACCCUCCUGGGGCCGUACGGUGGCCUGCAGUGCCAAGGCCCCCAUACGCAGCGUGGUGACCGAGACCAUCAGUAGUUAUGUGAUGUACGAUGAGUGGGACGAGCAGAUCUGGAUCUGCCCCGGGUGUAACAAGCCUGACGACGGGAGCCCGAUGAUCAGCUGUGACGACUGCAAUGACUGGUACCACUGGCCCUGUGUCGGAGUAACGGCUGCACCGCCGGAGGAGAUGCAGUGGUUCUGUCUCGAGUGUGCCAGUAAAAGGAGAGCAAAAGAGCACAAGGAGAGGAGGCACCCAGCACACUGA
Molecule: messenger RNA, 2691 nt
Organism: Nycticebus coucang (slow loris)
Lineage: Eukaryota; Metazoa; Chordata; Mammalia; Primates; Lorisidae
Product: transcription initiation factor TFIID subunit 3-like
Exons: 1
Coding region: 1-2691 (896 amino acids)
Cellular component (GO): transcription factor TFIID complex
Molecular function (GO): protein heterodimerization activity
Source: RefSeq, a predicted model, not a curated record